Molecule: messenger RNA, 309 nt
Organism: Mucor velutinosus
Lineage: Eukaryota; Fungi; Mucoromycota; Mucoromycetes; Mucorales; Mucoraceae
Exons: 3
Coding region: 1-309 (102 amino acids)
Biological process (GO): ubiquitin-dependent protein catabolic process
Cellular component (GO): elongin complex
Molecular function (GO): protein-macromolecule adaptor activity
Source: RefSeq, a predicted model, not a curated record
AUGAGUGAAAUCGAACCAGACUAUGUCAAGUUGAUCAGUGGCGACGGCUUUGAGUUUGUUAUCCAUCGUGAAGCAGCUAUCCGCUCUGGAACAAUCAAGAAUAUGCUUUGUGGACCAGUCCAAUUCAGAGAAUCUGUCGAUAAUGAAAUCACAUUCAGAGACAUCAAAGCAUCCAUACUGGAGAUUGUUUGCAGAUAUUUGUAUUACAAAUGGCAAUAUGAAGGCUCAACAACUGAAAUCCCUGAAUUCAAAGUGGAUCCAGAAGUCGUAUUGGAGACAUUGAUGACAGCAGAUUUCCUUGAAUGCUAA